Molecule: messenger RNA, 2679 nt
Organism: Archocentrus centrarchus (flier cichlid)
Lineage: Eukaryota; Metazoa; Chordata; Actinopteri; Cichliformes; Cichlidae
Gene: arsh
Product: arylsulfatase H
Exons: 11
Coding region: 57-1889 (610 amino acids)
Molecular function (GO): arylsulfatase activity
Source: RefSeq, a predicted model, not a curated record
CAGCGAGGCGGGGUUAAUGAUUUGAGCAAAGAAGGAACCUUUGUUUCGAUUCAUGAAUGUACGCACGCGUUAUGAGGUCUGCCAUGCUGGCCCCUCUUUUUUUCCUGCUCUUGACAGCAAGAAGUGGUGCAACAGGGAAGGAGUUUAACCAGAAACCCAACUUUGUUCUAAUAAUCGCUGAUGACUUGGGGAUUGGUGAUGUAGGAUGCUAUGGUAAUGACACAAUUAGAACUCCAAAUGUCGACAGACUUGCUUCUGAGGGGGUGAAGCUAACGCAGCACAUUGCAGCUGCUCCACUCUGUACCCCAAGCCGUACUGCUUUUAUGACUGGCCGUUAUGCAAUCCGCUCAGGAAUGGUUAGCACAGGGCGUGUCCAGGUGUUGCUGUUCCUUGGAGGUUCAGGAGGGCUUCAUCCCACUGAGACCACCUUUGCAAAGAGGCUGCAGCAGCAAGGAUACACUACUGGUCUAGUGGGUAAAUGGCACUUGGGUGUGAAUUGCAAACACCGAGGGGAUCACUGUCAUCACCCAAACCAGCAUGGCUUCAGCUACUUCUACGGUCUGCCAUUCACCCUGUUUAAUGACUGUUUACCUGGAGAGGGCAGCGAUGUGCUGGUAGAUCUCCAGCAGACACUCCAAAAUUUGACCAUGUUGCUCGGAGUCGGAUUCAUCACUAUAGUGUGCGUUCAUGUAUGCGGCCUUUUUAACAUCAGCCUGUGGCUCCUGGUACUGCUUUUCCUUCUCUGCAUCCUAGCAACUGCUGUGUGGUAUGUGCCCUUUCAUUUCUUGUCAACAUGGAACUGCAUCAUUAUGAGGAACCAAGAAGUAAUCGAACAGCCGAUGACCUUGGAGACGCUGCCCCAGAGAUUGCUGGGAGAGGCACAAAACUUUAUAAAGAGGAAUGUGGAUCGUCCAUUCCUCCUAGUCUUCUCAUUGGCCCAUGUCCAUACGCCAAUGUUUAAAACACCACAAUUUGCUGGCAAAAGUAGGCACGGUGCCUAUGGUGACAAUGUAGAGGAAAUGGACUGGAUGAUUGGUAAAAUUACAGAGACAGUGGAUUCCCUCGGCAUUGCCAACAAUACUCUCAUGUACUUUACUUCGGAUCAUGGCGGACAUCUGGAGGAUGGUAAUUUGAAGACCGGGCAAAAAGGAGGCUGGAACGGCAUCUAUAAAGGUGGGAAAGCUAUGGGGGGUUGGGAAGGGGGGAUCAGGGUACCUGGUAUUUUCCGCUGGCCGAGCAGACUGACAGCAGGAAAAGUGGUGGAUGAACCCACUAGCCUCAUGGAUCUGUACCCCACCCUUAAAUAUUUAGCCAAGGACACACAGCCAGACAGACAAUCAGAUGGCUAUAACCUCAUGCCGCUGUUGGAGGGAAAAGUUGCACGAUCAGAGCAUGAUUUCAUGUUCCAUUACUGUGGCACCUACCUGAAUGCAGUACGCUGGCACCCACCUGGCAGUGACUCUGUCUUCAAGGUGCACUUUUUCACUCCCAACUUUUUCCCUCCGGGAGCCGGUGGCUGCUAUGACAUAAAGGUUUGCCUGUGUCACGGAGAGUAUGUGACCUACCAUAACCCACCGCUGCUGUAUGACCUCUUCCAUGAUCCCGCAGAGUCGCACCCCUUGACCCCUGAUACUGAGCCACGGUAUGCUGAAAUCCUUGAGCAGACUGCCAAAGCCGUGGAGAGGCAUAAAAGCACCCUCACAAACAAACGGGCAUCUGCUGAUGCUCACACAGAAGCCAGCACAGCUGGACAGAGCAUUGAAAUCCAACUGGCUUGGGACAAGAUUUUGUGGCGACCCUGGCUUCAGCCUUGCUGUGGGACUUUUCCAUUCUGUGGAUGCAAAGAGACCUAUGAAAAAAAGUUAGAACAAACAGCUUCGGUUUACUGAAGGUCUUCUCUGAUAAAUCCAUAAAAAAGUCUAAUAAAUAGAUUUAGUGCUUUAGUUUUUAUAGAUUAGGACACUUUCAUUGGAUUUCUAUCAGCUCCAGUGUUAAGUGCAUUUAAAGAUAGCAACUGAUUGUGUGGAAAUGAAGAGAGAAGCUGAAUAAAAAAGUCCAUAUUUCAAAAUAAAAAAUAAAGUAAGAAAACUGAAAAACUACAAAUAAAAUUAAUUUGAAAUAAUCCAGAAUCAAGUGAAGUAGUGUUGAAAUGGACCAAAGACUCCACUUGACUAUACCUGUACAUCCGUAGGGCAUACUGCAGACUCUCUUCAUUUGGUGCUCUUUAUUUGUAAAAGGGAAAGUGGCUUCAGGGUAUAGUGGUUAACAAAUACACCUUACAGUCAAAAGAUUCCCGGUUUGAGACCGGAAGGUGACACAAAUCGGCCUCAGGGGAUCACAAGCUAGUGUAAAGAAGGAAUCGAAACUACCUUUUUAUUUUAUAAUAGGAAAAACUUUAGCAGCUCCUGUUAUAUAAAUAAGCAUACUGAGUUUGAAUAACUCGUCUCUGUGCGCUUUCCUUCUCUUUCUUGUUACUCCAACUGGUCGAGGCAGAUGGCCGCACUCCUUGAGUCGGGUUUUGCUGGAGGUUUGUUCGUCUUCAAAGGGAAUGUUUAUUUGCUUUAAUCUACUGAAGUGUUUGCUUAGAGGGAAUUAUUGUGUUUAUGUUUUAGAGUCAUUACCUGAAAUGUGAAGUACUUUGAGAUGACCAGUGCAGUGAUUGGGUGCUAUGUAAAUAAA